CUGUCUGUGCAAGGAAUCGGACACGGUGUGUUUUGGGGCAGAUAUGUCAAGAUGAGACCUACAUAGAACAUCAUUUUUACCCUUGAAUUACCACUAACCCAGCCUCCUGCACCAUGAAUUCCCACAGGAAGGGCACGCCCUCGGCCAGAUUCACCACCUACAUAGACUUUGAGGAGAUUAACGAUGGACUCACUACAGUGGGCGAAACUGUGCCGCUGAGGCCAAUCGAUGUUCCCGAGGAGACAAAUGUGGACGAGGAGAAGAUAGAGCCUCAUCUUCUUCCAGGCGAGAUCAUGAUAGCGAGGGCCAACAACGUCCUCAAGUUUGCACCGCUGAAAGCCAAUCGAACUGGCAUCUCCGGCACCUUGUUUGUCACCAACUUUAAGGUUUCUUUUGUCACCUCGCUGCCGGUGGAGACCAAGGAGAGAGACAUGCACAGCAGGAGCCUUCAGAAUCGCUUCCUUGGCGUGCAUGACGUAUGCCUCUCGGAAGUGGACAUGGUCAACCAGUUUUCUGAAGACAGUGCCAAGAAAAAACGUUUGCUGUACAACACCCAGAUGCCUCCCAGACUCUCAGGACUGCAGCUGGUGCUUAAGAGCCUACGUGUCAUUAACUUCAGCUUUAAGUUCACACCGACUGGCGAGGACAUCCGAGUGGCCCAGGCGUUGCUGCAUCAUGCUUUCCCUACCUCCAUAGACCACCUGUUCCUUUCCUGUGGCUACGCGCCCUCCUCACCUGGCAUUCCUGACUUCUGCAGACCGGCUGACUGGGAACAUGAGCUUCAAAGAACUCGGUGUCCCAACUGGAGGGUUUCCAAGCACAAUGAGUUCUUCAAUCUUUGUGCAUCCUUACCAACAGUCCUAGUUGUGCCUCGAGACCUUCUGGAUGCACAGCUGGAGCAGGCAGCCCAGCAUUUCCAGGGGACCCGGCCGCCAGUGUGGUGUUGGGGUACGCCUGCUGGUGCAGCUCUGGUCCGAAUGGCCCAGAUAUCGCCCAGCAUCACUGACAACAAUGACAAUCCGGUGGCCCGUGUCCCUGUGCUAGCCUUGCAAGCUGCCAGUGGCUUCCUAGUGGGGAGGACAGGAUGGCAAUGGGCGGAGAGGGGGCUACACCUCGCCCUUGAGGAGGGGAAGCCUAGCCACAGUAGGUUGUCGGUGUCAAAGUCUGUUGGCAGCAACAUGAAGAAAAGGAAAGUGGAUGAAGCUUCCCAGCAGCAGGAGAACAGGAUGAUGGGGCUGGUGCAUCGCUGCCACCCUAUGAGGCUGCAACCAAAGAUCUUCGACCUCGACCAAAUACUGCCUUCCCUCAAAGAGAUCCAGAUCUCAUACAUUAAACUAAGAGAGCUGCACACACCUGAUGACCCAACACAGUUCUGGGAGCAGGACCGCCACUACUUCAGCCGCUUGGAAUCCUCUCGCUGGCUUUCCCACGUUAGCAAGUGCCUGGAAGUGGCUCAGAAUGCUGCCACAGCCAUCCUGCACCAGAACAGCUCUGUCAUCCUCCAGGAUGCCAGUGGGUGUGACCUGAGUGCUGUCAUCUCGUCCCUGGUGCAACUGUUGCUCGACCCACAUGUGCGCACCAUCCGUGGUUUUCAUUGCCUCAUUCAGAAGGAAUGGGUUGCCCUCGGACAUCCCUUCACCAAACGCCUCGGCCACACCAGAAACCAGGUGGAGGAGCAGAGUCCAGUGUGGCUGCUGUUCCUGGACUGUGUGUACCAGGUGAGCCUGCAGCACCACACAGCCCUGGAGUUCACCUCGGAGUACCUGGUGGCCCUGUGGCACGCCGCUCACUGCUCACUACACUCCAGUUUCAUGUUCAACUCUGUCAGUGCCAAAUAUAGUGCAAGCGAUGUCCUUCAACGAGAGAACCCACAGCAGCCAAUUUACUUGAGGCCAGUGUGGAGUUGGUGGGCUGAAAACAAAAGUAUUAUUGAAAAUGAACAGAAUGGAUCUGAUGAGGAACCUUUGGAUUGUAAAACCUCAGCUAGGGAGGCUUUCCUCAAUGUCCAUUAUAUUCAGAAACUAUUCAAAUCACUGGCCAUCAGUGGGGCAGUGAGACGCAUCAGUGACCCACUGUCCAGCGCCUACCACACCUGGCAGCAUAUUGACUGCCUCAUGGGAGAAACCAGGCAGCUACCCUACGACCCAGCCACACCCAUCGUUCCCUUACAGCUGGAUGGAAGUUUGAGGCUGGACACCAGUCUCAGUAAUCUCCGGCCUUGGCUCAACUGCUUCUGUGCCUGGCUGUCCGAGCCGGCCAUGCUGACGCUCAAUGACUCUGAGUCUUUGCUGAAGGAUUCCUCUCCGGCCUCCCACCACUGGUCACACAUCCAUGAAAUGUACAACACUAUGAAGGAUCUCUUGUCACAGAACCUAACCAAUGGAGCUGCUCAGUAGCCUGUCUGGUGGUGCAGUUGUGAGCUGCAAUGUAAGACUUCAUACCAAUCACAGUGUUGGUUAAUUAAAAAAGACUUGUGAUAAUCACUUUUUCAAUCAUAGACUGUGAAAGUCAGCCAGGCCUGGGUGUCGGCUGUUGGGUGUUAGCUCUAAGAGUGAUGCCCUUGUUGAGUAUCACAGCUCACCAAAAAAGGUGAAUCUGUGAGAAAAUUAACUACAGAUAACAUGUGAUUCUUCAUACUGGCUCAUAAUAUCAGUAUGAAUGUUUUGGGUUUUAAACGGUGCAUGUGUGUAUGUGUGACAAGUGGAAAGGGUUGUGCUGAGAAUAUUCUUCCAUUGUGGCCCCCAGUUUAUCCAAUGGGAGUGUGUGUGUGUGCAUCAUGUGUUUAUUGAAUAUGGGGGACUUGUGAUUGUGGAUGAAGGGAAAGUUUAAAUUAAGAUGGGUCAGAAGUAAUAAUGUUUGCAAGAGUAACAACUAUGUCUUCCUUCAGCCAAAGUUUAUAAUCUGUGUGUGUGUGUGUGUGUGUGUGUGUGUGUGUGUGUGUGUGUGUGUGUGUGUGUGUGUGUGUGUGUGUGUGUGUGUGGUGUAGUACUUGUUGGUAUACAGGGGUAUUGAGACUUUGCUACUUGCUGGACACUGGAAUCGAGGCAACAGUCAAGGUUAUCUGGACCUGUAGUGGUGUGGUAUGUCCUCUGAGUAGUGCCAUGUGACCUCAUUGUUGUGGCACCAUAGAAUCAAUCAGUCAGUCAAUCUAUACUUAAGCACAUUCUAAGGUCACUGAUUGGUCAAAAAAUCCCAAAGAAUAAGUGUGUGGUUCAUUAUUGCUCUGCACAAUAUAGAAUGAAUGUCACAAUAUGUAUCAAAUUAUUCCUCAUGAAGUGAAGAUCGUCCUGGUCAGAAUAAGCCGUGAUUAAUUGCAGGAUAUUGUAAUGUCUUCGUGAAAUGUUGAUGUCUUGAGUCACAGUAAACAUUCAGGAUAUUGUGAUGUCUUCCUAAAAUGUUGAUAUCUUGAGUCACAGCAAACACCCCUUAUAAUGAAAUUAAUCACUCUUGUUAUGAAUAUGUUUACAAUUUCUUUAAUUAGAAACUAUGUUUUGAUUCUUGCCUCUUGUAUUCACACAUGGCAGACAAGGCAAAGUUGCUCUUAGUUGUAUUUAUAUUAUUUAAUUCAAACAGACUUCAGUGCAUCAUCUUACCUAAAUGACCCACCAGUUAUGCAGUUUGUAACCUUAACACUCUCUCUCUCUCUCUCUCUCUCUCUCUCUCUCUCUCUCUCUCUCUCUCUCUCUCUCUCUCUCUCUCUCUCUCUCUCUCUCUCUCUCUCUCUCUCUCUCUCUCUCUCUCUGACACAAAUUUCAGUUCAUUAAUUUUUGAGCCAAACAAGACAUCAGCUUUGCCUGUGAACCAGUUUAAGGGACCAGGUGGGCAGGUGGAAGCUCUUUAUGUUAGGGUGGAUACUGUGUGAAGGUUGUAUGACUCAUCUUAUUUUUAAUUUCCCCUCUCCCCUUCCCCCAUAUGUGGGUGUGACAUGUUUUCCAUUCCAUAAGUCCGAAUUCCUUAAUUUCUGCCUAAUAUAGGGGUUAGUGUGGGCAUGGCUGUGUGUAUGUGUGUGUGCAUGCAUGUUUGUUUGUUUGUAUAUCUGUCUGCCUUCCUACCUGCCUAUCUGUUUGUCUACCUGCCUGUCUGCCUCCUUUUCCUCUGAGUGAUAUCACUGUGGUGUGUGAAGAGUGCCUUGGGUAUCUUCACCACAUCUGUGUGUGAGACUGACUGACUGACUGAAUAAUGAACACACAGUGGGAUUGGAUCAUGGUGUUUUAACAUAAUGAUCUCAUGUGCAGAUUUAAGUCUCGGUGGAACAACAUAUAAUUACCCAGUAUUUGCAUUGUAAUUAUUCUCCACUCCAGAGUCACAAAUAUAUAUAUAUUAUGCUAUAUAUAUUUAUAUAGUCAUGCAUAAGUUCCUCUUUUGGAGUUUUAAGUUUUGUGUGUAGAAGAGAAUAAAUUCUGCGUCGGCUUGUGUAGCAUUUUACGGUGUGCUUGUUUGUCACUUGAUGGUUUAGUUGUUAAUGUAUCGCUGACUUUGCCACUUCAGCCUGUCAUGUUCCCUUGAAUUAAGAACAUUUAGUUAUGGAGUUUUCAGUGGCAUUGUUUGUCACCAAAAUGAUAUAUAUAUAUAUAGUAUAUGUACAUGUAAGUACCUAUAUAGCUUUUCUCUUAAGUUAUGUUGCCGUAUAUGAAGAUGAAGGAAUUCUUGAACUAAGAUGGGUGGAAUGUGGGUUGUGCAUUCCCUUUACACUUAGUAUGUACUGUAUUUGCUAAUGAAAGCUUACCUGCUUUACAACCUACCUGAAGUCAGAGUGUGUAGGCUGAGUCCCAGGUGUGCGCUGCGUCCACCUGCGCCGGUCAUUGCGUGCUACUCAGUCUUCCUGGGGCCACUGUGGGAGCCUGUCACGUCUCAGGGUGAGUGCCUGGUAAUGGUGGGUCUGUAGCACUGCACCCCCUCCCUGUCCUUGGCCCCACAGCUCCUCAGCUCCUCACUACUGAGUCUGGUUCAGCUUGUCCUUGUCCUCGUGUGUAGAGUGAAGCUGGAGUGCGGGAGUUUGGUGUAUGUAUUUUUUUCUUUUUAUGUAAAUCGUAUUCAUACCUCAUCUGUUUUUUACCAUUAAUACUUUUUAAUAAGGAUGUUUAGGGAUUAAUUCCUCUUCAAAUGAAUCAAUGUUUUGUUAUGAAAUGAUUAGCACAAAAUUAAUGUUCUAGCACUUUAUUUUAUUAAAUGUGAUGCACUCUCUCUCUCUCUCUCUCUCUCUCUCUCUCUCUCUCUCUCUCUCUCUCUCUCUCUCUCUCUCUCUCUCUCUCUCUCUCUCUCUCUCUCUCUCUGCUGAUUUUAUAUAUUUGUACAUGAACUGAUAAUGUUUGAUGGAGGGAAAAGGUGAAUUAGUUACAAAAGCAGUAAUCACAUUCUCCAUACAUUCCCAGAUCUUCCAUUGCUGCUGCACUGAUAUGAAACACAGUGUGUGCUGGAGAGGACAGUCAGGUGUGUAACAAUUUUUUUUUUAUUUACUUAUUAAUCUUUUUUUUUUUUUUUUUUAUCUUAUUUAUAUUUUUAUUAUUAUUUUUUUUUAUUUAUUUAUUUAUUUUUUAUUUAUUUAUUUUUUUUUUUUUUGUGGUGGAAUAGAACUUGAAAUAUUGAAAGUUUAUUCAUUGUAAGCAUUCAUUCAAAAUUGAUGUACAGAAAUAAUUUGCUGUGAUUAUGUAAGCAAUAAUUAAUUGAUUUUGAUUUGUAAGUUAAAAUCUGACUUACAGAAGUAAGUCAUGAGAAUGUAGUGUCUUGUGGUUAUUGUGUAUGUAAUAUUCAAUGUUUUUUUCUACAUGGAGUCUCAGACAGAGGUUGGGUUCCCAGCACAUCUGUGAGGCAGGGGAGUGUUAGGGUCUAGUGGGUGAGGUGCAGCCUUGUGGUAAUGGCUGUGCACUGUUGUGGCUCUGCUGGCAUCCAGGACUAAUUCCUUGUACACUUCUGUAGUAAUGAGUGUAUAAAAGACACCAUGCUUUUAUUAGAAUUAUUAUUAUUAUUAUGUUAUUUUAUUAUUUUCUUGAGAAUACAUAUGUGGUUGGCAGCUCUACUUUCUUAAAGAAAUAGAGAGCUACAUAAGGAAGCAUGAGCACCUGUCAGAAUUCCUGGAGAAGCAUUGAUAAUGAUUAGGAAGUAUUUAGAGUAACCAUUCUGUGGGGAAGCCAAAGUGUUAUUGAGACUCAUUGCCUCCACACCCCAGAAGAUAUGUUUGUUACCACCUCUGCUCAGGCUCGGAGAACAAACAGAAACUGAUAAAACUUGAUGUUGUGAUGUUUAGGUCACAUAUGAACUGUUGUUGAAGGUACAAUUCCUGUACAGCUAAGUACAUUUAUAGAAGUUUGCUCCUGGUGUUGAGAAUUGAAGAAUUUAAUGUUUUACAUUAUUCUUAUUGAAACUUUAUCAAAAUUGUUACCUUGGUAUUUAUUUUGUAUGUGUACCUGUGUUAGUGUGAAUACCUGUCAUUGCCAAAUGUAGGAGGAAGCAGGAACCAGCAAGAAGCAAGGCAUUCCACCAGGGAUCACAGGUUACCUACUUACCAAAGAUACUAGAGGUGGUGGUGUGUGAGAGAGCCAAGCACGGACACUCAUUAAAUGGCAUGUUACAUGUUUGAAUUAUGAGGAAGUCUUUGUCUUGAUGUCUAAAGUGUGGGUGGAGUGUGAUGUCAGAUUCUUUAUUGGUGAGAAGAUUGUCUGGCUGUCUGGGGCCUCAAUGUGAUGCAAAGAUGCCAUUGUUUGUGCUCCACUGCAUGGCUGCACUUCAUUCAUGUUGUUUUAACUGUGUAAAAUCCAGACAAAUCCUGCACAUUAUUUGCUGAGAAUAUUCAUAUUGAAUACCAUGUAAGUACCAUAUGUAUUUGUCUUCACAGGGGGUAUAAACUUUAAUUAGUUGUAUUUCAUGUGUAUAUACCAUUAAGUUUUUCAAGUUGUCUUGUAUAUGCAGUUUUAUGGUUCCAUCAUCCUGUGACCUCUUGUGGGGAGCACAACAGUGGGAAAAAAGGAGGGUUAUUAUCACAGUUUGAUGUGCUGCCAUAACAGCCAAGCCAGCCAGCAGAACUGGCUCAUGAUAUUAUUACUAUUCCAUGACUUGGCCUUGGUCAUGUGUGUCUUAUUGGCACCCCUGCUUUUUGCAAUGCAGUCCUUCUUCCACAUGUUGUGUUUCUGCCAUAACCAUUGUUGUGUAAUGGUCCUGGGACAUGCUGUGUACUGUGUCCUGAGGAAAGACCUGAGGAUCUAAUGGAGGCCGGCAGAGUGAGCCUGAGUCUCUGUGCUGAGUCCAGUGGUUUGAUCCCAGCCACACUUACCCAAGGGUGACACAUUUUCAUGAUAUUCAUAUCAAAGUGUAGAAAAAAGAUACUAUUUUCAGAGAAUAACUACUAUUUUGUGUACGUAUGUAUCUUUUCCAAGGGACGGGAACAGAUUUUCGUGCUUACUUUCGUAGAGGGAAUACUUAAAGCAGCAGCAGCAGCAGCAGCAGCUUGGUCCAAAUUGAUGUCAGAGGGCAAAUAUUUAAUGUAUUUAAUGAUGCUUGCUCAUAUUGAUGAUGUACGAGAUUCAUUUAACCUAAUAAUGAUUGUGAGGAUGUCCAGUAGCCUUGUUGGGGAAACUAUAUGCAAUGUAGCUUUUCCUCCCACCAGAGUCAGUGCCCCCACACAACACUGUUCAGCAUCACUCACUGUGUGUCAAGGCUCCUCUUAUGUUGUAAGCAGAUUGUACAAAGGUGUUAUCCUCAAGCUGUGGUGGACUUUAUUGAUAUGUUGUUAUUUCUCUCUCUCUCUCUCUCUCUCUCUCUCUCUCUCUCUCUCUCUCUCUCUCUCUCUCUCUCUCUCUCUCUCUCUCUCUCUCUCUCUCUCUCUCUCUCUCUCUCUCUCUCUCUCUCUCUCUCUCUCUCUCUCUCUCUCUCUCUCUCUCUCUCUCUCUCUCUCUCUCUCUCUCGUUUCCAUCUUAUGUUACUUGUUUUCACAUGUGGUUGUCUUCCUAUAUGCUAUACACACACACACACACACACACACACACACCAUCAACAAUUUGAAAAGUUUAAGGUUGUGAUUUGUCAUUUAAAAUACUUCCUAUUUAACAACUAAUAUCUCUCUCUCUCUCUCUCUCUCUCUCUCUCUCUCUCUCUCUCUCUCUCUCUCUCUCUCUCUCUCUCUCUCUCUCUCUCUCUCUCUCUCUCUCUCUCUCUCUCUCUCUCUCUCUCUCUCUCUCUCUCUCUCUCUCUCUCUCUCUCUCUCUCUCUCUCUCUCUGUUAUCACCAUCCUUGUCGUUGUUGCUGUUACCGUCGUAGUGCGGGGAGGGCCGAUCAGUAAGUAAGAGCUGCUGCAGUAGACAUUCUAGGCGCCUUCGGUAUACUGUACAUCCAUUGACUGGCUUUAUAUUAGAGUACUAUGAGAAGUAAUAAUAAAGAAAUGUUUAAUAGAA
Messenger RNA from Portunus trituberculatus (swimming crab), 8384 nucleotides. RefSeq names its product myotubularin-related protein 10-B-like. The transcript is spliced from 15 exons. The record is from RefSeq and is a predicted model, not a curated record. Bases 114 to 2396 code for a protein of 760 amino acids. NCBI's taxonomy places the organism in Eukaryota, Metazoa, Arthropoda, Malacostraca, Decapoda, Portunidae.